CAACACAAGAGGUCAUUUUUGGAUCACGGAGAACACAAUUCUGCGCUAGCGAGGACAUUUCACACUAUGCUUCAGUGUGUGCAUGUUUAAUAUUAUUCCAUUCUGUGGGAUCACCAUGUGGACUGACUUGCUGAGGCUUAUUUUCAAGGUUGAGCACUUUAUUUCAGACCAAAAUGAUCCCAUAAAUAGAAGAAUAGAGCCUAACACACUUCUGUUCCUGUGCAGGUAGAAACUGUGCUCAUGUUCUUUAGAGGACUUGACACUAAAGGAAUUUUCAGAGGUUUUUUACUCCCACUGAAGUUGAUUUUGGGAGUAACUGUUACGUAUACUUCAGUUAUUAUAUAUACACUUAUAUAUAAUAUCCACUAAGACACCAAAACCAACCCCACAGAGCACAGGGCAUGAAAUUGAGAAAUGUUAUGAUGCCAGUGUGAUAGAACUGUUACUGUAAAACUAUGCUGGACUGAAAUCUGGAGUAAAGACAACAUUUAAAUGUAAUUUUUGACCAGUUGGAGAGGGAGUUGAUGAUCUACAGGUCGGAUACUUAUUACACUCUCUCUCACACACACACACAACUCUGCAGGGUCUCUCUCUCUCCCUCUCCCUCUCCCUCUCUCUCUCUCUCUCUCUCUCUCUCUCUCUCUCUCUCUCUCUCUCUCUCUCUCUCUCUCUCUCUCUCUCUCUCUCUCUCUCUCUGACUCAGCCUCUUUAUUAGUGUCAAAUCGCAGAGCUGGACCUGCACACUGUUCUUGGUGGUUCCUUUUCUUGUUUCAAAAAGUGCUAAUCAGUCUGCCAUGAGUUCACAUCAGCAGGAAAGCACCAAGGAAGAGAAGGGCAAUGUUGGUACUCUGGCUUUAAUGGUAGCUUCUGCUGCAGUUGGGGGAACAGUACAAUAUGGAUAUAACCUCGCCAUUAUGAACGCACCUACUGUAUACAUUCAGAACUUCGUUAAUGAGACGUUUCAGGAGCGCUGGGGGAUACAGUUAGAGGUGUAUGAGGUCACGCUUAUAUGGACCUUCAUAGUUUCCAUCUUCUCACUGGGUGGUCUUACAGGGGCUUUGGUGGCCGGGCCCAUGUCCAUCCACUUUGGAAGGAAGAAGACUUUGUUGCUGAACAAUAUUUUUCUAAUGUCAAGUGCACUGUUGGCUGUAACAAGUCGAAAAGCUCGGUCUUUUGAAAUGAUCAUCUUUUCCAGAUUUCUGGUUGGCAUCAAUGCAGGUGUCAGUAUGAACGUGCAGCCGAUGUACUUUGGUGAGAGUGCGCCAAAACACUUACGAGGGGCUGUGUCCCUGUCCUCUGCUGUAUUCACCUCUUUUGGGUUGGUGGUGGGACAAGUGGUGGGUCUGAGGGAGCUGUUGGGUUGUGAGUCAUGCUGGCCAUACCUAUUAGCCAGUAAUGCUGUCCCAGGUUUUGUCCAGCUCCUUACACUGCCCUGGUUCCCUGAGAGCCCACGGUACCUUCUUAUUGACCGCGGAGACAAGGAUGCCUGCUUAAAGGCAUUGCGACAGCUGCGGGGUUCUGAGGUGCAGAGAGCGGAGCUGGAUGAGAUCCUGCAGGAGCAGGCUGAGGCAGAGGGCAGGAGAGCUCAGCAGCCCUGGGAGCUCUUCACUGAUCACAGCAUUCGCUGGCAACUCAUCUCUGUCACCGUGCUGAGCAGCGCCAUGCAGCUGUGUGGUAAUGACUCGAUUUACUUCUAUGCAUCUUACAUAUUUCAAGAAGCAGGUAUUUCUGCUGAGCACACUCAAUAUGUGACCAUUGGCACUGGCACCUGUGAAUUCACCGCCUGCAUUCUGUGCAACUUGCUGAUUGAACGGCAGGGCAGAAGACUGCUUCUGAUGGGAGGUUAUGCACUCAUGACAGGCUGGGCUGUGGUCUUCACUGUGGCUCUUUCAUUUCAGAAUAUGGUGCACUGGAUGCCCUACCUGAGCAUGGUUUGUGUCUUCACAUAUAUCCUUAGCUUUGGGAUGGGACCAGCUGGGGUGACUGGAAUUCUACCUACAGAGAUUUUUAACCAGACGGCCCGACCAGCUGCCUACAUGAUUGCUGGCUCUCUAAUGUGGCUUAAUCUCUUUAUUAUCGGAAUGAUAUUCCCUUUCCUUGUGCAAGGUCUGGGCCAGUACUGCUUUGUGCCAUUUGGCGCUGUCUGCCUGCUCACUGCACUGUAUAUUGGGUUUUUUCUACCAGAGACCAAAGGAAAGACGCUACCUGCGAUCACAAACGAGUUCAACAAGCUUAACUUCCAUGAACAGGAGGCAACAGGAAAGAGCAAGCAGGCUCACUACCAACUUGGCGAAAUCUGUCACUCUACUGCCCUUUAGAAACUACACGUUUAUACAUUUAAGAAUUCCUACACAUGUACACUUUUGGAUUUCUCUACUGGAGAACAAAAGAGCACUAAUAUUUUAUUGUUAAGAUAGUGUUAAAUGAAUCUGUGUGUAAAGUCUGAGGGGAGGGGUUCCCUAAAAACAAUGUUUUUAAGGUAUACCUACAUGUAAGGUCAAAUGUCUAUGCAGUGAUGUUGAAAAGGGAUGAACAAGCGCCAGGAGGUGUUUUAAAGGAUCUCAUUCUGAGUUAAGUCACUUGGUCCAUUUAUAAUCCUCCUAAGACUACUUGGAAUAGCCUUUUUUUUCUUUUUUUAAGCUACAGGUAGACAGGCCUGCAGUAAAUUCAGAACAUCAAUCUUUUGUAGUUUCUAGAAAUGUACACUAACUGUCUCAAAAUGUAUAUGUCCUAGAAAGUAUACAUUUUCUAGAAAGUAUACAUUUUGAGACACUUAAAUGUGAGUAUGCAAAAAAAUUUACAUUUACCUAAAGGCCCAGUAUUUUUCCUCCUUGCUAAAAACGUUAUAUUAGCAGGAAGUAUGUGCUUGCCAUCACAGUUCUGCUUCUGUCCAACAUUUAUUGGGCACUUCAGAGUGCAUAAAAUGACCUCUAAGUGUUCUAUAUUUUUUUGUAUCUUGCUCUCUAACGACCGUUUAGGAAUUACACUUUAUUUUCGUAAAAAAAUACGUCACAGGUAACACUAAUUGACUACAGCGAAUCAUCAGGUACCUUAUUUUGCAUAUUCAUAAACUGUGAAAUCAACUGACCUUUCCACACUUCACUCUCCGCAUCUCUACUCGAGUAACUUUAUAACUGCUCGGAAAUGGUAUUUAUUGACAAAUGCUCAGUUUUUGGAUGCAAGAAGGAGAAUGAUCACUCUCUGCAUUCUGUUCCAAAUAAUGAGAUAACAUUAAAUCAAAUGGCUUAGUUUUUUUUUCUGGAGUUUAAGUGACGCCCAGUACAAGUACUUUGCCCUCUCAUUUGAAAACUGGACUCCAUACAGCUCCGUAUACCCCGUCGACUCGAGCUGAAAGCUUUCUCGAUACUUACUGGAGGCAGUGUGAAUGAUUAGCUGGUAAAUCUUUAUUUUUAAAUAACAGUCAUUGUUUUCAUUUGACAGUUUAUAUAAUAAUGUAGCUAGCAACGAGAAUGUAGCCAAAUGUGCAGGCUACUGUUAGCUAAUUGUGUUAACUAUAUAAUUUAGCUAGCUUGCUAACCUUACAUUAACGUUAGGUACCCGCCAUCAAAUAUUUUGCAACUAAGAUGCAAGAAAGAUACAAAUUUAUUUUUACGACGUUAUAUGACACGAUACACUUACAUUUGUAGCUCCCGUCGUGUAUAGGUAAAGCCUGUUAGCUAGUUAGCUAGACCUGGUUAACCAGUCGGAUAAAAGCUAGCUAGCUUAACGUUAGCUAAGAGCCAGGUCUCGGUCAACGGCAGAAUCCACACCACGAUUAAAAAGUGCUUAAUCUAGUUAAUUCUCUGGAUAGAUUAAUGUAAAGGAGAUCAGUUUGUAAGACAUGCGUGUUCUUACAUUCUUAAAAUAUGAACUGGGGUCCUUUAAUUUAACCAGAGAAUUUGAUUAGCCUCUAUUUCAUCACGGCGCGGAAUCCGCCAUUGACCGAGACCCCUAACAGCAUUUCUCCCGCUGCGCUGCGGUUGUUUUAACAUCUGUUGCACCAUUUAAGGUGGAACGGGAAAAUGCGACAUAGAAGCUGACUUUAGCUUCUUGUUGACAGUAUAAUUGAAAUGCAAAACGUUCGAUUAACUGGAUAACAACCAGAAAUCUAAUCUACAAAACACACUUUUUAAUGUCGUUUUUGGGGAAAAAUAGAAGGUAGUUGAAAUAUAUGGAAUUGUUUGCUGUUUUUUUAACAGAUUUUUAAAACCAACUGUGCAGGGCCUUUCAGUGUAAUUUGAAACGUGAAUCCAGUCCAAAACAGACUGGAAGUGUGUGAAUAUGGGCAGUGGGUUACUAGUAGGCAGUUGUAUUUAAAUUGAAUGCUUUGUAAUUUGAAUUACACAGCAAAGGCAUUUCAGAUACAGCAGAUAAUUUUGAAUCAAACAACUUUGAUGUUCUGCUGUGAAGGUACAUGGAUGAAGAAUAAAAAAUGUUGGUGAA
Colossoma macropomum (tambaqui) is the source of this 4443-nucleotide messenger RNA. It is a transcript of the gene slc2a11a, whose product is annotated as solute carrier family 2 member 11a. NCBI's taxonomy places the organism in Eukaryota, Metazoa, Chordata, Actinopteri, Characiformes, Serrasalmidae. Gene Ontology annotation, biological process: monosaccharide transmembrane transport. The coding region runs from base 795 to 2318 and encodes 507 amino acids. Gene Ontology annotation, molecular function: hexose transmembrane transporter activity. The transcript has 13 exons. Gene Ontology annotation, cellular component: membrane. The record is from RefSeq and is a predicted model, not a curated record.